This is a messenger RNA of Mollisia scopiformis, 814 nucleotides long. RefSeq lists its product as uncharacterized. The transcript has a single exon. Bases 138 to 608 code for a protein of 156 amino acids. Lineage: Eukaryota; Fungi; Ascomycota; Leotiomycetes; Helotiales; Mollisiaceae. The record is from RefSeq and is a predicted model, not a curated record.
UCCAUCCGCACUCGGGACAUAGACGGUAAGGUAAGGUAAUAGUCAAUGCAGCAGCAGCACAGCACCACUGCACGUCGUUCAUUCGAAGGUUUCGCUUCCCGCGUGCUGGUGCUGGGUGAUGCAGCGUGCAUCCUCGAAUGCGAAUGGUGCCCGGUGCAUCGCAUCGAAGGCAUGAUCAUGGACGGCUUCUGGCUGGCUUCCUUGCUUCCUUGCACCUGCACUUGCACUUGCUUACCCAUCUCCAUCUUUCCCUCUCCCAGCUGCGGUGUCUGCCUGGGUCUGUUCUGUCGGUCUCCCACUCCUACAGUAGUCCCAUAUCCAUAUCCAUAUCCACACUCCGUAUCCAUCCACCUCGGUUCUCUCUCUCCAUGUACCGGGGCCCUGGCUCGCGCUCGUUCUCCUCCCGAGCCCCGACGACCAGACCCAGACCACAGACCAAAUUCACCAUUCCCGGCGCUCUGACUGGGCGCUCUCCUUUCUCCGCCUCGUCCCACCGUCAAGUUUUUAGCCCUCCUCCAGGACCUGCAUUUAGCCUGUUCGAUGCUGCUUCUGGUCUCGCGGUCCCAAUGGCUUGGGCUUGGGCUGCCUUUCGGCUUGUCCUUUACUAAGGCUAUCGACCCUUCUGAUAUCCAUUCGCUGCUGCUGCUGCUGUUGCUGCUACUGGGGGCGCAGGCCUUCUUUCCUUCUUCUUCGUCUUGUCUUCCUGCACCGCAAUUUAUAUUUCUCUCCCCGCCCCUCGUACAAUAUCCGGCCCAGCCAAGAGCAAACUACGCCAUUGUUCCUUCGAUGCUGGAACUGUAAUUCGAGAGGGUCG